Messenger RNA from Grammomys surdaster, 6802 nucleotides. RefSeq names its product A-kinase anchoring protein 2 (gene Akap2). Lineage: Eukaryota; Metazoa; Chordata; Mammalia; Rodentia; Muridae. The record is from RefSeq and is a predicted model, not a curated record. Bases 208 to 2826 code for a protein of 872 amino acids. The transcript has 4 exons.
GCCUCUUCUUUCCCUGGACUUCGGGAGCAGCAGGCGGCAGCCGCACCACGCUGGAGCGGAGCCGGAGGACUGCGCGCUCGGAAUUGGCGCCUAGAGAAACCUCCCCAGCUUUCCGAGGAUGCUAACCAGCUGAGAAGCAAGCAAGACAACUGUGGUGACAGUCGCCUGGAGCCUGCUGCCAGCUCUUUCUCCCCAGAUCACAAAAACAUGGAAAUUGGGGUGUCCGUGACAGAAUGUAAAAGUGUACCUGGAGUCACCUCUACUCCCCAUUCCAAGGACCACGCCUCCCCUUUCUAUUCGCCCUCACACAAUGGCCUCCUCACUGAUCACCACGAGUCUUUAGAUAACGAUGUUGCCAGAGAGAUCCAAUACCUAGACGAGGUGCUGGAGGCCAACUGCUGUGAUUCCUCUGUGGAUGGAACUUACAACGGAAUCUCCUCCCCAGAGCCUGGUGCAGCCAUCCUGGUAAACAGCUUAGGCUCACCUGCCCACUCAGCCACCGAGGCAGAACCCACUGAGAAAGUGUUUGGUAGGCAGGCCCCUCCUCACAUCGAGCUCAGUAGAAGCCCCUCUGACAGCAUGGCUGAAGGAGAAAGAGCCAAUGGACACUCCACUGACCAGUCCCAAGACAUGCUGGGGAACAGCCUGCAGGCACCUGCCAGCCCCAGUUCCUCUACCAGCUCCCGCUGCUCCUCCCGAGAUGGGGAGUUCACACUCACCACACUGAAGAAGGAGGCCAAGUUUGAGCUGCGUGCCUUCCACGAGGACAAGAAGCCCUCCAAGCUCUUUGAGGAGGACGAGCACGAGAAGGAGCAGUUCUGUGUCAGGAAAGUGAGGCCCUCUGAAGAGAUGAUCGAGCUGGAGAGGGAGCGGAGGGAGCUCAUUCGGAGUCAGGCUGUGAAGAAGAAUCCUGGAAUCGCCGCCAAGUGGUGGAAUCCUCCCCAGGAAAAAACUAUUGAGGAACAGCUGGAUGAGGAACAUCUGGAGUCACACAGAAAGUACAAGGAGCGCAAAGAGAAAAGGGCCCAGCAGGAGCAGCUACAGUUACAGCAGCAGCAACAGCAGCAGCUGCAACAGCAGCAGCAACAGCAGCAGCAACAGCUGCUACAGCAGCAGUUGCACACGUCCCAAGUCUGCACAACCCCAGCUGCUCACGAACACCUCGAUGGCAUUGAACACACAAAGGAGGAUGUCGUCACUGAGCAGAUUGACUUCUCAGCUGCACGCAAGCAGUUCCAGGUGAUGGAGAAUUCCAGGCAAACACUGGCCAAGGGCCAGAGCACACCGAGGCUGUUCUCUAUCAAGCCUUUCUACAAACCUCUUGGAUCCAUCAACUCGGACAAGCCACCGAGCAUCUUGCGACCAGUUACUGUCGGGGGAACUCUGGAAGACAGUGGCACACAGGCAGGCAAGGAGCAGAAAGCUACCUGUGUAUCUGAGAGCCAGUCUGCAGGAGCAGGUCCAGGUAAUGCUGCCACUCAGGGAAAGGAAGGACCAUACAGUGAGCCUUCCAAACGUGGGCCCUUAUCAAAACUGUGGGCAGAGGAUGGAGAGUUCACAAGUGCCAGGGCUGUCCUUACUGUGGUCAAAGAUGAAGAUCAUGGGAUUUUGGACCAGUUUUCAAGAUCGGUCAAUGUAUCUUUGACCCAGGAGGAGCUGGACUCAGGUUUGGAUGAGUUGUCAGUGAGGUCUCAGGACACUACUGUCCUGGAGACUCUGUCUAAUGACUUCAGCAUGGACAACAUAAGUGACAGUGGAGCUUCUAAUGAGACACCCAAUGCCCUUCAGGAAAACUCACUGGCUGAUUUCUCUCUGCCUCAGACUCCCCAAACAGACAACCCCUCAGAGGGCCGAGAAGGGGUCUCCAAGUCAUUCAGCGAUCAUGGUUUCUAUUCUCCUUCCUCCACACUGGGAGAUUCCCCAUCCGUUGAUGACCCCUUGGAAUAUCAGGCUGGGCUCCUGGUGCAGAACGCCAUUCAACAAGCCAUAGCCGAGCAGGCGGAUAAGGCUGAGCCGCACACCAGCAAGGAGGAAUCAGAACAGCAGGAACCUGAAGCAACGGUAGAGGAAGCUGGAAGCCAGGCUCCUGGCUCUGAGAAGCCCCAGGGCAUGUUUGCACCACCUCAGGUGUCCUCUCCUGUUCAAGAGAAAAGGGAUGUAUUACCAAAGAUCCUCCCUGUGGAGGACAGGGCACUCAGGGAAAAGGGGCCCUCCCCACCACCCACUACUGUGCAGCCCAGCGGUCCAGUCAACAUGGAAGAGACCAGGCCUGAAGGAGGAUACUUCAGCAAGUACUCAGAGGCAGCUGAGCUGAGAAGCACAGCCUCCCUCCUGGCUACUCAAGAGUCUGAUGUCAUGGUUGGGCCCUUCAAACUGAGGUCAAGGAAGCAGCGGACUUUGUCCAUGAUUGAAGAAGAGAUCCGGGCAGCCCAGGAAAGGGAAGAGGAGCUAAAGCGACAGAGACAAGUGAGGCAAAGCACCCCAAGUCCCAUGGCCAAGAACGCCCCAUCGCUGCCUUCUAGAACCACCUGCUACAAAACUGCUCCAGGGAAAAUAGAGAAAGUCAAACCUCCUCCAUCCCCCACAACUGAAGGUCCCAGCUUGCAGCCUGACUUAGCCCCCGAAGAGGCUGCCGGAACCCAGCGGCCCAAGAACCUGAUGCAGACCCUCAUGGAAGACUAUGAGACACACAAAUCUAAAAGGCGCGAGAGAAUGGAUGAUAGUAGUGUCCUGGAGGCCACACGGGUUAAUCGAAGAAAGAGUGCUCUGGCCUUGCGCUGGGAGGCAGGGAUUUAUGCCAACCAGGAGGAGGAGGACAAUGAAUAAACUUCCUUCAGCCCAGGAAACUCCUUUGCUGUAGGAGUUUCUGAAAAGAAAUCAAGAAAUUAUUGAAUCAGAAGCAUUUUAAUAGACUACUUAUUAAAGUGCAUACAAACUCAACAACCCUCAUGUAGACCAGAAUCUGCAAUACUCAAUGAGAAAAAAUAAAACAAAACAAAAAAGCAAAGUGAUGUGAACAGGAAGUUCACCCAUCAAACUCUGAGACCAGGGGCAGAGGAGAAAGGGUAUCUUUGUGACUCAAAGAAACUCCUGGCUUUGGACCAUUCCACAACUGAUCCAAAGGGACACAGACAUGACAAACGAGUCAACAUAGUUGCUGCAGGCAGAACUGAAGCCAGCCUUGGCUGGAUGUUGCGGAGGAGCAAACAGUGACGUGGCCAUUCCAGGGCAACCAACAGGGCCCAGGCUGGUACAGCCUACAGCACACAGGCUAUCCCCUCCACACCAGCUUCCUACCCCUUUCUCACUUGAGGCAUCAGAAGUGUUGGGUUCACUCCAUUUUCUCCAGCAGCCAUAAAAAUGAAUGGUGUUUCUUUCCAUGGUUGCCCCAAAAUGGGACAAUGAGGAUUCAAUCUCUUUUACAUGUAAUCAUUUGAAAUUGGGAAUACCUAAUGGUCAUAAUAUGUAACGUCUGUAUUUUUAAGGCAAUAUCUCUUCAUGUUGCAGAUGCGAUCUAUUCUAUAGCAGAAGGUUGAGAAUGGUGGGGGAGAGAGCCAAACCAAAAGGGUUAUUAGCUUUAGAAACUUGUCUGCUUUUAUCGUUGACUGAUCAGUUUAGGGAAGCACACUUUCACGAUUAUGUUUCUUCAUAUGAAAAGUAUAUUUAGUGAGCAAUGGCUAUUUUUAUGAUGGGGUUGGGGGAACAGGAACACGGAUAAAACCUGUACACAUUUGAACAGCUUGGUUCAAGAUGGUAGGGGUAUUUUUAGAAUGGCAAUAAUUGAAAAUAAAAGGGGGGCAGACUCUGCCUUAGAAAGGUAGAUGGUCAGAAAUAAGGAGUUUAUAACUAUUUUCUAUUUUAAAGUGGGCCUUAGAGGUGGUUGUGGUGUAGCAUGAAUUGUUUGGGAUCUGAGAAAGGCAACCUUAAAUUCAUAGAGAUAGAAAGAGAAAGGAGUGAGAGGGACAAAGAAUGGGAAAGGAAGAGAGGGAAGGAGACUAUUUUUGCUGAACAACCAGUGUUUUUCAGGAUGACAAAGAGAAAAAUAUAGAAAUUUAAGUGCAAACAUGGAAUCAGCUACAAAUCCUAAAGACGGUGUGUAUGCCUGCAUAUGCUUGUAUAAAGCAUGUGUGUUUGUGAGUAAAGGUAUGCUAGUGGUGAGUGUAUGUGUGUGUGUGUGUGUGUUGACCGUGACACAUGGGUGUACAGUAUUUCCUCCGUAGCUGUCUGUCAGCUUCAGGAGUGAGUGACAAUUUUCUUUUUUAUGAAAAGGGAUAUAAAGGCACAGGGCGGAUGCAGUAUUUCUAAUAUUGAGCUGACCUAACAUGGUAUUUGGAUGAGUCACAGUUGUGAAGUUUUGAGCAGUUUUGUAUUGAUAAUUUGACAUUUAGAACACACCCUAUUUAUUCUCAUGCUUUGUGUCCCUGCCUCAUGUACCACAGAGGAUGCCACUUCACUCUUUCAGUCAUUUCAAGCAAUAUGAUAAGGACGUUCACCAAUCAGGUGCCCUGAGUCUCUGGAUGAGAAAAUGUUUCAUUUCUGGCUGGGAAGGGGAGGCAGGAGGAGGGGAGAAGACAUGGAAGGGGAAGGAGGAAGAAAAAGAAGAAUUAACCAGCCUUCAUUAUUUUUCCUUUAUUUUAAAGCUAUUUCUUACAAACAAUAAUUAAAUCUGACCUUGCUAAAAUUCAUUUUUGUUUUUAUGUUAUUAUGUCAUAAGAUCUAAUAUGUUAUUCUAAUAAGUAGUGACUCUAUAAUGUUUAUAUAUACACUCCACACAUUAUCUUUGUUUUUUUUUUAUUAGACUAGUGUUGACUUUGGGGAAAGCUUAUUCACUGAUAAUUAGUGGGCACAAGGUAAAAAGAUGGAGUUGUCUCCUGGCUUAUAAGGAUGUUUAAAAGCUGCCAAGGGAAUAUGUAACUCCAAGGCAGAUUCUGCGGUCACUAGCCAAAAUCGUGUGUUAGAAGUGCGCACCGUCUUUAGACAGUUCGUUCUUUUAGACAGAAUAUUAUUAAAAAUGCUAGCCCCUGAGGACAGAAAGCAAAGGCAGAGAACCCUGUUGCAAGGCAUUGGCUUUAUGGUGAGGAAGGCAGGCCCAGAAGCAAAUGUCCUGGAAUGUGACAUCCACGUCAGACUAGAAGUCCCACUAGGUAGAUGGGCACAUUGGAGAAGGGUCAUCUUUGUCUAAGGAUUUCCAGCUGGAGGCCCCAAAUGCCUAGCCUGAUUACACAGUGAGAGGAAAUCAGUGAGAGGGAUCAGGAUGCAUGGAGGGGUGGGGGAAGGGUAGCUCCAGUGUCCUGGAGCCUCCCCACCCCUGUAAACAGUGGCAGUUAGAACCGAUGGAGAACAGGAUAGUACUGUGAGCUACUCCAUGUCUGCUGGUAUCUGCUAGAGACUGGAAGCAUCGCAGACCAGCUUGCUCAUUUUUCACAAAGGAAAACAAACAGUCCUCAUGACUUCCUUAAAUUUCUUGUCCUGUUUAGAAGGGAAAUGUGGACCCUUGUGGAGGUUACACUGAGGAAAGAAUUGGCACCCAGAGCCUACACAUUCCAUGGAGUGCCUUCGGUGACAGAUGAAGUGGUCUUUUGACGUUGAGGGAUUAGACUCCAUUAGUAGGUGAGGAGACACCCAGUCUCUUCCUGGUCACAAGGCUUUUAUCACUGGCCUUUCCAUUUCCAAGUUUUGCUGGUUUCUCUGAACUUCCCUCUAAAGACUGCCAUCUGUUUCCUUGCUCUCCUCCCUAACAGUUCUAGCAUAUUCUAUUAAGAUGGAAAUCACAGCUCCUUCAGAGAGCCAGCUUUUCUCUGUGUUCUUUGGGGACAUUUUUUGAUCAGGGAGUGGAUUUUGUUUGUUUUUUUUUUCUCAUUCAAGAAACAUUUGAGCCAUUGCUUUGGACAUAUCACUGUGCUAGGCUCUAGGAUCCCACGUGGGCCCCUGUCACUUUCCCAGUAUGGAACAGAUCUCAGAUCCCUGGAGGAAAGCCUUUCCUGCCCCAUAAGCCUGAGAUGAAGAGGCUCCUCAUUAGUUUUGCCUCGGAUGCUCGGCUCUACCCUGCAUCAGCACACAAGCUUGUUAGUCUCCGCUGUAAGAAACGCUUAGCUUCCGUAGAUGUUAAAAGCCCUUCCUGAAGGGAUCCCACACCACGGUGUUCAUACUCCAGAGCACUUUCCUCCAGAGCCUACGACUCGACAGCCUUGGCUUUCUCAUCUAGAAAUGAGGGAUGCAGGGUCUGUCAGUGGCAGAGGCUGGGCAGCACUUACAUGACAAUGGUGCGUGUCCUUUCCUCUUCCCCAUGCAUGCUGCCCACCCUAGGCAAUGGCAUAGAAACAGUAUAUAGACCAGUGCACACACACACAUACAUACACACACACACACACACACACAAGGAACACCAAAACAGUGUUGAUUGUUGUGUUUAAAGACAUGUUUUUUUUUUUCACCUGAAGAAUGGACUUAAACUAUGUAUUGAAAAAAAAUAGCCUAAUUGUUAGAGAUGGUGAAUGUAUCCAGUUUCAGUUACAAAGACAAUUUCCUGAAGUUUAAGCAUUCAGUGAGCUGCCAAUUUUGAUUUUGUGUUGCUCUUUAUCCAAAUGGCUUUUGCUUUUCUUAUUUUUUUUUUAAUUGGAGGAAGUAGGGGCGGGCGGGAAGCAGCAAUAUUGUGUUUGAAAAAUUAUACUCUGUACCUGGCUUUCCUGUGUUAUGUUAAUCACUUCAGUGUUUUUAUUCUGCUUUGGUUUUAUAGUGUCUGUGAGGCAUUCGGUGCAACUAUACAGUUAUUUUCUCAUUAAAACUCAACGUGUGUGGUGUU